Molecule: messenger RNA, 1668 nt
Organism: Pelobates fuscus (common spadefoot toad)
Lineage: Eukaryota; Metazoa; Chordata; Amphibia; Anura; Pelobatidae
Product: gastrula zinc finger protein XlCGF17.1-like
Exons: 5
Coding region: 425-1534 (369 amino acids)
Biological process (GO): regulation of transcription by RNA polymerase II
Molecular function (GO): DNA-binding transcription factor activity, RNA polymerase II-specific; RNA polymerase II cis-regulatory region sequence-specific DNA binding
Source: RefSeq, a predicted model, not a curated record
UAUGUGUGCGCCGUGCAGAUCGUGCUGAGCCGCUGGGAGCGGAGGAGUGGGCUUUAAAAGAACAGGAUCCAGUGUUUUGAGAAAGGUGGAUUCUCAGAUAAUACAUUAGAAGAAGGUGGACUCUCGGAUAAUACAUUAGAAGAAGGUGGACUCUCGGAUAAUACAUUAGAAGAAGGUGGACUCUCGGAUAAUACAUUAGAAGAAGGUGGACUCUCGGAUAAUACAUUAGAAGAAGGUGGACUCUCGGAUAAUACAUUAGAAGAAGGUGGACUCUCGGAUAAUACAUUAGAAGAAGGUGGACUCUCGGAUAAUACAUUAGAAGAAGGUGGACUCUCGGAUUAUACAUUAGAAGAAGGUGGACUCUCAGAUAAUACAUUAGAAGCAGGUGGAAGUGAUUGAGAGGUUCCUAGAUCACAUCACAGAGAUGGACUACGAGCUGAACGAACAGAAUCCAUGUGACUUUGAAGACGUGGCCGUUUACUUCUCCGAGGAGGAGUGGAACAUGUUAAAAGAAGAAGAAAAGAUGCUUUACAUAGAUGUGAUGAUAGAUAAUUACCAAACCAUCUGGUCUCUCGGUGAUAUCGAUGUGAUGCCUCCAAUAAUAGCAGCACUUGAGCGAGGAGAAGAGCCAUAUAUGACGGAUCAUGGACAAAGUCCAAUGUAUUCUGGCUUAGAUGGCUCUGUGAACAGAAAUGAUCUUGAACAGCACGGAAACAGAAAUCUGCUAAUCAAGAGUGAGAAGAAAUCACAGGGAAUACAGAAUGAUUACGGCAACUCACAAGAACCAGAAACUACUUCAGAAUCCGAUGUAUCUACACCUCAGAUAACUACAGGAUCUAAACUGCUUUCAUGUUCUGAAUGUGGGAAAUGUUUUAAUACUAGAUCAAAAUUUGUUGUACACCAGAAAACUCACACAGAAGGGAAACCUUUGUCAUGCCGUGAUUGUGGGAAAUUUUUUAGCUAUUACUCACUUCUUGUUCAACACCAGAGAACUCACACAGGGGAAAAACCUUUCACAUGUUCCAAAUGUGGGAACAGUUUUAAAAGGAAAUCCAAUCUUGAUACGCAUCAGAAAACCCAUACAGGAGAGAAACCUUUCUCAUGUGACGAAUGUGGAAAUCGUUUUAACAAUAAAUCGGGGAUGUUAAGACAUCAGAGAAUUCAUACAGGAGAGAAACCAUUCUCAUGUGACGAAUGUGGAAAAUGUUUUGCCGUUAAGGCACCCCUUGUUGCACAUAAGAGAAUUCACACAGGAGAGAAACCUUUCUCAUGUUCUGAAUGUGGGAAAUGUUUCAGCCACCGCUACACUCUUGUAACACAUCAGAAAACUCACACAGCAGAGAAACCUUUCUCAUGUUCUGAAUGUGGGGAAUGUUUCAGCCACCGCUACACUCUUAUAUCACAUAGGAAAACUCACACAGCAGAGAAGCCAUUCACAUGCUCUGAAUGUGGGAAAUGUUUUAAUGGGAAGUCAAGUUUUGAUAGACAUAAGAGAACUAAUAGUAAGUGUUGUGUAUUGGUAUUAACAAUAUGAAAAUAACAGAAAGUUAAGAGGGAAUAAGAACAAUAUGUGGAUAAGCUCUAAAACUGGAAGAAAGGAUUUCACCCAAUCUUCUAAACAGUAGAAAGAAUACACCAAACAGUUAAGGUCUCCAGGAGCUUACAAAU